AAUAUAACGUCACUGUCAAUCGUAAUAAACUUCAAUUCACAACAGAACGCCGGGAAGUAGUGUGUAGUCUAUUAAAAAAACAGUGCUCGUUUUGUACAAAAUAGACAACUCUAAAGACAAACUACAAAUUAAAUUUGUAACAAUAUUUCAAUAAGUGCUUCAACAUCAAAUUACAGCAAAAAUGUUUUGGGGACUAAUCGUUCAACCGAACAAAAAAUAUUCGAAAACAGUGAGCACGCCUUUCCAUGUAUCACAAGCUGUAUUGGAUGUCACCAACACACCGGGCGACUCGGAUGUUCAACUGAUUCUGAAGAGCGACAAAGUUGAUUACAUUUUGUGUAUUUUAAACAAAGCUGAAAGGGUACAGAUGCCCUUGAACCUCAUUUUCUCAGAAGGGGACGAGAUCUCCUUCCGCAGUGUCGGCGGGACUGUACAUUUGACUGGUUAUUUGGUGGAUGAACAGAACUUGCCAGAAUAUGAAGAAGAUGAAUCGAGCGACGAAGACGUUCCAACUCUUGUAGAUGCUUCCAAACAGAAGGGAAAGCGUCAAGUGAGACAAGAAAGCAGCGGUAGUGAAAAUGAAGAUUCGGCUGAAAGUGGCGAAGAGGUUGGUUCCGAUGAUGAAGAGGACGUAGAGGAUGAAAUGGAAGCCGACAGCGAUAAUGAGAGCGACGAAGAAAUUGAAGAGCCACCAGCGAAAGUACCGAAAACUAAUGGCAUGCCGAAUGGGGUAUCUAAAAAAGAGGACAAAAACAAGGACAAAAAGAAGGACGCUAAACAGAAGAAACAACAACAACAACGACAAACAGUUGAAGUUGCCGAAGAAGACGCAGCUGAAUCAAAAGCAUCAUCCCACCAAGAUCUAAAAAUUGAAGAAAUUCGGGAAGGAAAAGGUGCAGAAGUCAAGAUGGGACGAAAAGUUCAGGUCUAUUACGAGGGCCGUUUCAAAUCAAACAACAAAAUCUUCGACAAAGCAACGUCCGGCAAAGGAUUCGAGUUCACGGUUGGCCGUGGUAGUGUUAUCCGAGGAUGGGAUGUUGGUGUGCUGGGCAUGAGAGCCGGCGGUAAACGAAGACUCAUCUGUUCGCCAAGCAUGGCCUAUGGCAAAAAAGGCUCGCCGCCGGCCAUACCACCGAACGCAACAUUAGUAUUCGAUAUUGAGAUAAGGAACGUGCACUAACCGAUCGUUCAUAAUUAUCCGAUGUUGACCGGGGCACUUUUCUUUUUUUGUUUAAAUAGUUUUUGUUUCGGACUUAAGAAGACUUACAUUCACAAUUUUCAUUUUCACUGCAUUUUUAUCAGCCAUCCCACUCAUGAGAAAAUUGAAAAUCUUUUAACAUAAAAUACAAAAAUCAAAUCAAAA
Bradysia coprophila is the source of this 1363-nucleotide messenger RNA. Its product is annotated as 46 kDa FK506-binding nuclear protein-like. Gene Ontology annotation, molecular function: peptidyl-prolyl cis-trans isomerase activity. Gene Ontology annotation, cellular component: nucleolus; chromatin. The record is from RefSeq and is a predicted model, not a curated record. NCBI's taxonomy places the organism in Eukaryota, Metazoa, Arthropoda, Insecta, Diptera, Sciaridae.